Caenorhabditis briggsae is the source of this 2850-nucleotide messenger RNA. The transcript has 8 exons. The record is from RefSeq and is a predicted model, not a curated record. Lineage: Eukaryota; Metazoa; Nematoda; Chromadorea; Rhabditida; Rhabditidae. Gene Ontology annotation, cellular component: membrane; cytoplasm. Gene Ontology annotation, molecular function: protein binding. Gene Ontology annotation, biological process: endosomal vesicle fusion; autophagy; vesicle-mediated transport. Bases 1 to 2850 code for a protein of 949 amino acids.
AUGUACGACGCAUACACACCAAAAGAUGUGGCUGGAAGCCUGCCUGUUGAAGUCACAUGUCUGGCUUUUCAAGAAUCGAACCAAACAGUGCUAGCUGGUGGGCGAGCAGGACAUUUGUAUGCUUAUUCGGUUUCUUCUAACCGUCGCGGUGGUUUUGAGCUCUCGAAAUUUUGCAAAUCGUUUCACAAAAAAGCAGUUCAAGAGUUAAAAGUUUGCGAAAGGGAAGAUCUUUUAUUGUGUGUUUCCGAUGGACAGCUAAUGGCUCAUCGGCUCAGCGAUCAGGAUUUUAAAGUGGAGACUUUGAUUCAUAAAGCGAAGCCCGUCCAAACUUUUGCGAGGUUUUCACCGAAGACAUCUGGAGACCUCUACGUCAUCGUCGCGUCUCGAAAGAAGCUGUUCCUCUUCAAAUGGGGUGAAAAAGACGGUCAUAAGGAUUUUAUAGAAGUCGCGCUGGAUUAUAACCCCGUUUUUACGGAUACACCGUCUUCGAUAAAAUGCGUCGGCGAAAUGGUGUUCUUCUCGGUUCGAAAUGAGUACUUCUCGAUGACAAUGCAAAAGGAUAAGACCGCCCGAACGUCUUCUUCAGACGAAGUUGCUCCAGAAGCUUGGAAUGGAUUCGUGACACGUCUUCUAAAUUUCAACUGUCAACCUGGCAUCGUGCCAAUGAUUGAUAAGCGACGAGUGGCGUUUGUGAGAAGUGAGACGGUUCAAAUGACAGAUAUUUGGGGGAAUCGACCGGCUGAUGGGUUGAAGGAUGUGCUCACUUUUACAGAGGUCCCCAUGCAGAUUGGUGGGUUUUUCAGAAGUUCGAUUUUGGAAAAAAGGGAGCUGUGGAAGAGAAACGCCGGUGGCGCCGAAGGUGCACCAGUCAGCUUGUACGAUUCUCCAUAUCUGGUCGGAAUGCUCUCGAAUGGACGUGUCGAAGUCCUUUCUCUAUUCAGUGAUGUUCCCGUUCAAACCAUGAAACUUCCAAAAUCAAUGAGACUAUGUAACGGGGCGAAAGGCCAGAUCUUCGUCGCCUCACUCUCCGAUAUCUGGCUAAUGGAUACUGCAACGAAUCUCCGGAAAAAUGUGUACCAUUUGAUACAGGAGCGACAAUUCGAGAUGGCAAUUCAAUUGGCGGAUAAUUCGAAUUUGAUUCCGGAUGAUCAGAAAAUUGAAAUUAAAAAAAAGGCGGCGUUGAAUCUGUUUAAUCAGAAGAAAUUCGACGAAUCGUUUGCUCUAUUCGGAGAGAUUAAAACUGAAGUGGUGCAAAUACUUCGAAUGUUUCCAGAAUUGCUUCCAGAUGGAUUUCAAAAACCACCUGGAGGUGUGACUGAUAUGCCAGCUAACGACAGGAUGAGGGCUCUGCUGGCACUUGGAAAUUAUCUAUCGGAGGUUCGAACGGAGCAUGCGAAGCAUAUUGAAUUGUAUAAUAGGCUGAGAUCAUCUGGACAGGCGAAGAAGACGGAUACAGAGGAAAUGAAUACGCUGUUGUUGACGUUGAGAGUUGUGGAUACGACUCUGUUGAAAUGUUAUAUUAAGACCAAACCCGCUCUCGUCGACUCCCUGAUCCGCCUCCAGAGCAACGCGUGCACAUUCGAAGAUGCCAAGAAAAUUCUGGAAUCUGAAGGACGUCUCCGAUCCCUUUUUGUGCUCUACGAGACUCGAAAAAAGCACGAAAUGGCGUUGGAUCUUCUGAUAGAUCAAUCGAGUCAAGAGAACGCGGAUCCUUUCUUCGACGACGCCAUUCAACAAAUCGUCGAAUAUCUUCAAAGUCUCGGAAACAAUAGUCUUCCAUUGAUUUUAAAAUAUGCCAAAUGGGUUUUAGACAAAAAUCUCGAAGCUGGAGUUCAGAUUUUUACGAGUGAUGAGACGGAAAUGGCAAGGAAUCUGAAUCGGAAAGCGGUUGUGGAAUUUAUGAAAAGCGAGUGUCCAGAAGCAAUGAUACCGUACUUGGAGCAUGUGAUUUUUAAAUGGGAGGAGCCGGCGUCCUACUUUCAUGAGACACUUUUAGAGUACUACGUGGCAAAAGUGAACUCGCUUUUUAAAGAUUAUGUACAUGCUUUUCCAGACGCCUAUUCAGAUGAGAACAUCACUCGAGCCGGCGACGAGGACGGAGAGCUCGGAAUCUUCCGAAAACGUCUUCUGAGAUUUCUGGAAAUCUCUCAUUCCUAUAGUCCACAAACUGUACUUCUUCAACUUGCUCCUCAUGCCUUCUUCGAGGAGAGAGCACUGAUUUUGGGACGGCUGAAACAGCAUGAUCAGGCUUUAGCUCUGUAUGUGAAUACGUUGAAAAAUGUGCCAGCUGCUGAGGAGUACUGUAAGCUGUACUAUAAUCCGGCGGAUGACACCAAUUCACAAGUGUAUCUCCUUCUGUUUCGAGCCCUGGUCCAUCCGAAUCAACAUCACCACCACUCGAUUCCAUUUAACGCCGAUUCGACGCCAUUCGGAUCGUUUAGAGAUGACGUUUCGGAGACGUCGACAGUCGUCAACUCAACGUCUUCUUAUCAGCCGGACGUCAACACGGCGAUCAAGAUUUUGGCGAAGUAUGCGGAUAAAAUCGAUACGAUCGGAGCGUUGAAUAUGCUUCCUGCGAAGACACCGUUGAGAGUUGUUUUCUCGGCGAUUAAUGCAGUCAUUCAGACAACUGGACGGCAAGCUAGUACGAGAAAAAUGGAGAAAUCCGUGUCAGAAUGUGCGAUGACGAAGAAAUUGGAGCGCAAGAAUCGAGCGCAAUCGACGAAGAUCGUCGUCACGUUCUCGUCGGAAUGCGUUGUUUGUGAUAAGAAAAUCGCCGUCAGCGCAUUCGUUCGAUAUCCAGAUGGACGGCUAGCUCAUCUCUAUUGUCAUAACGAUGUUAAAAUUUGA